CUCUUACUAUACGUGUGGCUUUCCUCUAUUUUUUCCGAAGCAGUGAAACCACUUUCCCUCUCUCUUUCUCGCUUACGCACGCUCCCACAGUAUGUUUCACUCUACAAAACUCAAAACAAACAAAACAAAGUAUGUUUUCUUUAGCUUAGGCUUAGGCUUACAACAUUUGAAUAUAAAGAGAAAAAAGAAAAGAUUGUAGCAAAAUACGAACAUUUAUACGCCACUUAAUACAGAGAGAUGGGACCAUUGUCCUGUGCUUGAAUUCGAGCUUUUUCGUGGACGACACGAUCCUAGUCUGCCGCUCUCUCACUCUUUCUCUUUCUCUCUUGAAACCCUUAUCUUUUUCUCUUUUUGUAGCUUCUCUUCUCUUCUCUACCUUUUCUUUCUUUCUAUUGUUUCUGUCAUAAAAUCGACAUGGAAAUGGAGGAUCAUCACCACCAUCAAUACGGCAUGCCUGAUCCUAGGCAACUAAUGAACGGAAGGCCAACCCAUUUUCAAGCAAUUUCCCAGGGUCCCGAGUUAUUCUCCUCCGGGCACCGGAAUCUGCCGCCACUGCAACCCCACCAACCCAACCGCCAUCACCACUUUGAUAUGAUGCAAAUGGUGGGUAGACAAGUUGGUCAUGAGUUUAUGCCUCAUGGGCUUCAUCACGAGUUUCCUUCUGAUUCUACUGAUAAUAAUGCUACUCCCACGGCUGCUGUUGCCACUGUCACUAGUGCUUCUACUCCAAGUGCAAGUUGUGGGUUCGAUGGUGAAGCAACUGCUUUUGGCGGCGAUGGAGGAACUGGAAGAUGGCCUAGACAAGAGACUUUAACACUUCUUGAGAUCAGAUCUCGUCUUGAUCCCAAGUUCAAAGAAGCUAAUCAAAAAGGUCCUUUGUGGGAUGAAGUUUCCAGGAUCAUGAAUGAGGAACAUGGGUACCAAAGGAAUGGAAAAAAAUGCAGAGAGAAAUUUGAAAACUUGUAUAAGUAUUACAAAAAGACUAAGGAAGGGAAGGCCGGAAGACAAGAUGGUAAGCACUAUAGAUUCUUUCGUCAGCUUGAAGCUCUAUAUGGAGAGACCAGCAAUUCAGUUUCAGGCCAAGAAACUCACCUAGUUGGGAACAAUUUUCGGUUUCAUGGCAAUCCCAACAGCAAUGCUCAAUCAAAUCAAGAAGUCUAUCACGCUCAAAAACUUUGUGAUAGUCUUAGCCUUUCUAAUUCCUCCGAAUUCGACACUUCUUCAGAUGACAAUGAUUUAAGCACUGCAGCGGCAGUGGAAAAUGAUUCAUCAGAGAAGCGGAAAAAAAAAAGGGGUAGUAGUAGGAGCUGGAAGGCAAAGAUAAAAGAGUUUAUCGACUCACAAAUGAGGAAGUUAGUGGAGAGGCAAGAGGCAUGGCUUGAGAAAUUAACAAAGACACUUGAGCAAAAGGAGCAAGAGAGGAUUUUAAGGGAGGAAGAAUGGAGAAAAGAGGAAGCAGCCAGGAUAGAUAGAGAGCACAAGUUUUGGGCUAAGGAGAGAGCUUGGAUUGAAGCUCGUGAUGCUGCUUUAAUGGAGUCCUUGCAGAACCUCAAAGGAAAAAAAUUUAAGGCUGCAUCAUCUGAGGAACUAAUGGCAACUGAAAUGCAAAACCACAGUGAAAACCAGAAUGAGAAUGGAAGUGAAACAAUAAACAACAAUGUAAAGGCAGAUGGGUGGCAAGAAUCCGAAAUUUCUAAGCUCAUACAGCUGAGAACAAGCAUGGAAUCGAGGUUCCAACAAAGAGGGUGUUCAGAAGAGAUUCUGUGGGAGGAAAUAGCUGCUAAGAUGGUUUGUUUAGGCUUUGACAGGAGUGCUUUAAAGUGCAAAGACAAAUGGGAUAGCAUUAGCGCUUACCUAAUAACCAAAACCAGGGAGAGUAACAAAAAACGCAAGGACAACUCAAGAGGCUGUGGUUAUUACCAGAACAAUGAUCAGUCCCUCUACAGUCAACGAAGAGCUUACUGUGAAAUUAAUGAUCAGCAAGGACCUGAGACAGUGAGACUCCAAACAAAUGACAGCUCUUCCCCUUCUAACUCUAAUGCUGGCAAUGCUGUAAAUGAUAGUUGCUUUCGCUUCUUGAUGGCUGAUGGAGAGAACUUGUGGGAGAACUAUGGUGUGAAGCUCAGCAAAGGAGAAAACCAGUAAGAUUAAGAACAACAUAUAUGACAGAUUUCCCAAUUGUUCUAUAAUUCCACAUGAGAUAUAUGCAAUUGGGUACUGGCAAUGAGGGGAAUUGCUGGCUCUCAUUAUUGACAAAUGUACACUCUCUUUUAAGAGGGGAUUUACAAUGUACAAGCAAGGAGCUGACCGAUGAGAAUUUAUGUGUAGCAAAUUGUGUUUUAUGUGGAUCUUAGCCAUUGCACAUUUAAGAUUAAUAGCAAUAAUAAUGGGUUUAAAUAUCUUGCUGCAAAA
This is a messenger RNA of Durio zibethinus, 2412 nucleotides long. RefSeq names its product trihelix transcription factor PTL-like. NCBI's taxonomy places the organism in Eukaryota, Viridiplantae, Streptophyta, Magnoliopsida, Malvales, Malvaceae. The record is from RefSeq and is a predicted model, not a curated record.